CCGAACAAAGUAAAGGUUCACUUACUCAGCGGUCACUGAAUCAUCAAAACGUGAGCAGUGAAACCUGAGAUAAAUAAGACUGGAUCGAUCCUCUGAAAUAAUUGUUCAUUGUUCAGGUCCAGUGGUUUAUCUUUCAAGACAGGAAGUGCGUUUUGACAUGCCUGUUAGUGAAGUGUCCAGUCGACGAAGCUCUGUGGCGGCGGAUGUUCAGAACAAACCGGCAACACUGAACAUACAAGAGCCCGUCGCCAGACAGAUUCGUACGCUGUCAGCCACCUCCAAGGCCAACGCAGCAACCAGACGAAAAUCCAUGAGUCUGUAUUCCAGAUCACAUCAAGCCGGCCAAACCGAGCUUCCGCAUCAACUGGCAGCGAAGAUUGCCAAUACAUACAAGUUACGUCCUGAUGCGGACAAACGAUUUCGCUGUAACGACGUUAAGGAUGCCAUAGACAGAGUCCUGGAAAGCCACCUUAAGGAGCUUCCAUAUGAUCCUGAAAAAUGUAAGAGCCUGCUUCCCUGCAUCGCAGACGAAAUCAAAGAUAAAGUCAAGGUACUUGGUUUUGAGAGAUUUAAACUUGUUUGUGUCGUGACCAUAGGACAGUUGAAUAACCAAGGAGUACGUGUGGCAAGCCGGUGCCUCUGGGAUGUUGAAACAGAUCGCGUGGCCUCAUCAUCGUUUUGUGGCAAUGAUCUCUUUGCUACAGCAGCAGUGUUUGGAAUUUAUCGAGAAUAAACAGUUUUUAUCGCAUGCGUGAUACUGAAAAAAAAUUGAUUUAAGUAGUGCGUGAGUGCUUCUGUUGUGAUGAUUAAGUUUCCUUUGUUGUUUGGAGAUAUGUUGUUUGGGGUUUUUUAUUUAAGCUUUUAUUUAUAACAAAAAGUAAUUUAGUAUACAAACCUUAGCUGAUACAAUGUUUAAAAUCUAAUUGGAGCGUCUCUUUUAGCCAUCUCAAAUUUUCAAGUAUCAACCGGUUUGCAACGGUUCAACAGGGUUUCCGAUCACUUAGGUCGGAUCACGUUUACCCGGUGAUAUUCAAUAAAACAAUCACUUUGAUAAUGAGGAUGAGGUUCUUCGGAAGUUGUUGAGAAAAAUUUUGGUUAAUUUAGACUGCAUGUUCGAGAAUCACCGAAGACGUUUCGAUAUCCUCCGUUAGGGUAUUUUUGAAAGAAAUGUGUGAUUGUUGACACGUUCCAACUCCGAGUUAUGUAAUAAUGUUCUUCAUUCAUGGCGUGACUUAGAAUUUUCACUUACAAUGUCUUCAAGAAAGCUUGGUCUCAAAAUAAGAAAAUUAGAAAAGACCAACGGAGGGGUCUGCCAAUUAAAAUAGUAAACCAUUAAUUUUCAUGAUAUUUAAUUUAAGAUUAUAGAGAGAGUUAGGAAGAUGCUUGGUAUCAUUUGUAGGUGAUCAUGUCUGUCGUAUUCUCAACGGCAUCUGUGUGAUAUGAUGUUCAGGUUUGGUUAUUACCAAUCUUCAAGAUAUUGUUUACAAAAUUAUUGGUGGGGACUCAAUUGAGAGAUAGUUCGUGCGUCGUAGUUUACGGCUUAAACGUGCGAUCUCCAUGGAAACGAUAAGCCAACAGAAGUUUAGCAUUGUGUGACAAUGUGGGGCAUGUGACGUUGUGUAAACAUUUAAUUAUUUCAGAACUAUGUGGCAUAGAUAUAAAGCAAUAAAAUGGUUUGAAGUUGUUUCA
Messenger RNA from Pocillopora verrucosa, 1689 nucleotides. NCBI's taxonomy places the organism in Eukaryota, Metazoa, Cnidaria, Anthozoa, Scleractinia, Pocilloporidae. The record is from RefSeq and is a predicted model, not a curated record.